ACACAACACACAGUCCAAACUACAUCCAGUUCGAAUCCCAACAACCAUCGUUCAAGAGGCAAAAUGAGAACGACGAUCUGCCUAGUUUUCCUGCUGGUAGCAGCGGCUGCUGCCAGCGAGAAUAAGUCGACAGAAAGUAAGGCGGAGCCUUUGGAGAAAAAACUGGACAAACGUGGUCUCCUGAACCUCGGCUACGGAUACGGAAUCAGCGGCCUCGAUAUCGGCCACAUUGGUCACGGCUCCGGCUUCGGCGGCGCCUACAACGUCAUCCAGGACUCCGGUCUCGCCCACGGCUACGGCUCCAUCAACCUCGGAGCCCACACUGAUACCCUCAGAACUAUCACCCUUGUCAAAGGAGUACCAGUGGGCGUCCCCGUCGACAGACCAGUGCCGUACCCAGUGGAGAAGCAUGUACCGUACCCCGUGAAGGUUCCCGUACCGCAGCCCUAUGAGGUCGUCAAACACGUGCCUGUUCACGUGAAGGAGUACGUUAAAGUUCCAGUCCAUGUGCCCGCACCUUACCCUGUCGAGAAGAAGGUGCCCUACCCCGUCCAUGUUCCAGUCGACAGGCCUUACCCCGUUAAGGUUCUCGUUCCCCAGCCCUACCCCGUUGAGAAGCACGUACCUUACCCCGUGAAGGUACCAGUGCCCCAACCCUACCCCGUGGAGAAACACGUGCCAUACCCCGUCGAAGUAAAGGUACCCGUUCCCCAGCCCUACCCGGUCGUGAAACACGUCGGAGUUCCAGUCAAGGUACCCGUCGACAGGCCUUACCCCGUGCACGUGCCCGCUCCCUACCCCGUCGAGAAGCCCGUUCCCGUCGCUGUUCCAGUUGAGAAGCCAGUCGCCUACCCCGUCCACGUGCCCGUAGACAGGCCCUACCCCGUGCACGUCGAGAGGCCCUACCCCGUGCCCGUGAAGGUCGCCGUGCCAGAGCCCUACCCCGUCUACAAGCACAUUCCCGUUGAGGUCGAAAGGCCCGUAGCUUACCCCGUGAAGGUGCCCGUCGACAGGCCCUACCCUGUACACAUCGAGAAGCACAUCCCAGUCCCAGUAGAGAAGCCAGUGCCCGUGCCCGUGAAGGUCCCCGUGCUGGUCGGCAAUGGUGGCCAUGAUUUCGGUGGCCACGACUUCAGCGGUCACGACUUCAGCGGUAGCGACUUCGGUGGCCACUACAGCUAUGGAAGCUCCCACUACAGCCACUAAAGUAUUAUAGAUUUAAUUUCAUUUAGUUUAUCCGCGAAUCAAUCACCUGCGCUAUUUAUAACUCGGCGAGUUAACGGCGGCCGGGACACCAGCAAGCAUCGUUCUUUUGUAUAUUUAUAAUAUCAUUUGUAUGAAAUGUUAUGAUUCUUUUGUGUAUAUGCGUAUGUACGAGUACGUUGUGAUGUAAAGGUUACCAAUUUCUUAGGUUAAGACUGUAAAAAUAAACAAGUAAAAAAUAUAAAAAAGCAA
This is a messenger RNA of Papilio xuthus (Asian swallowtail), 1455 nucleotides long. The record is from RefSeq and is a predicted model, not a curated record. NCBI's taxonomy places the organism in Eukaryota, Metazoa, Arthropoda, Insecta, Lepidoptera, Papilionidae.